Messenger RNA from Amborella trichopoda, 1689 nucleotides. RefSeq names its product zinc finger protein CONSTANS-LIKE 6. Gene Ontology annotation, molecular function: zinc ion binding; protein binding. The record is from RefSeq and is a predicted model, not a curated record. Gene Ontology annotation, biological process: regulation of DNA-templated transcription. Gene Ontology annotation, cellular component: nucleus. NCBI's taxonomy places the organism in Eukaryota, Viridiplantae, Streptophyta, Magnoliopsida, Amborellales, Amborellaceae.
UCGAAGGCCCACCAUUUGCAUCGUUAUUAUUAUUAUUAUUAUUGUUAAUAUUCUUGUUCAUCACUGAGGUGGCCUCUAAAUAACAGCGCCUCUCACUUUGUCCGUGGUUUUUCGGAGCUAAGGAGAAGCGAGGUGACGCGACAUGACGAGCUCUGCAGAGAGCAGGCGAGCGGUGGUGGCGGCAGCAGCUGGGGCUAAGACGGUGAGGCCAUGCGACUCCUGUGGCAAGGGCCGUGCGCGAUGGUACUGUGCGGCUGAUGAUGCUUUCCUUUGCCAUGCUUGUGAUGGCACCAUCCAUUCUGCAAACUCAGUGGCUCGGCGCCACGACCGCGUCCGCCUCAAGACUUCAUCUUCACAUAGGUGUGAGUUUGUACUGCCAUCGUGGCAGCGGGGAAAGGCUAGGAGCAUGCGGCCACACCCGAACAUGAAGAACCCGAUCGAUGGUGCUAAGCCGCAUGCCAACCCUUUAGUAGUGCCACAGAUGCAAGAGGAGUCAUCGCCUGAUGAAGUCGACGAGCAGCUCCUGUAUCAGGUUCCGGUGUUCGAGCCCAUGGCAGCUGAUCUUCGUUCUUCUCCGGCUCGUGCAACUCCGGCUGAUUGCAAGCCAACGAUUGAUACUCCUGCUGAAAUGGCUGUUGCCAAGUUUUCUGCGAUACCGUCAUUGGAUAUGGACCUGGCCGACUUUGCAGCCGAUGUGGAGAGCUUGUUGGGGCAGGGGCUUGAUGAGGAUGCCUUUGGCAUUGAAGGGCUGGGGUUGCUAGAUAACUAUAGGGAAGAGGAGGAGGGUGUGGCGUCCAGGGUAAAGGUUGAAGAAGAGGAGGAUGAAGAUGGGAUAUUUGGCUGCAGCCACCAUCCGGAUGUUGCAGAAGUGGAACUGUCGAGCGAGACCCUUGAGUUCAACUUCGACUACGAUACACCAACAACAGCUGGGGAAGACGAUGAAGAGAAGUGUAGGAUUGUGUUGGAGAAGAGCAUCAGCUUGAGGCUCGACUAUGAGGCAGUCAUCAGCGCAUGGGGUCGAUCUCCAUGGACAACUGGUCAGCGUCCCGAAUUCAACCCUGAUGAUUGCUGGCCAGACCCUUUCACUGGAAAUUGUGUGCCGGAGAUGAGCACUUAUUCAGAAGUUGGGAAUGCUACAGCCAGUGACGGGGGAAGGGAGGCGAGGGUGUCGAGGUACCGUGAGAAACGUCGAACCAGGCUCUUCUCGAAGAAGAUCCGUUAUGAAGUUCGAAAGCUCAACGCGGAGAAGAGGCCCAGGAUGAAGGGGCGCUUUGUGAAGAGGACCUCCUUCCCUCCAACGCCUUACCCUUUUUGAUGAUUCAACAACUCUAUUCAGAACUGACCACAACAUAUCACUUUCAUGUUCUCUGCUUAUAUGCCUAGCAUCCAUAAAUAAUUAAGGAAGACAAUCCUACAUACUGAAGUAUGUAGACUUCAAAUCUUCAACUUCAAGCAUCGCAUCUUAUUCCUUUGUACUAUUACUAUACUACUAGAAACUCACAUCAACUAACGCUCCUGUGAGAUUAUGUGUAGGACUUUGUGAGGAUCUGUAACAUUGCUCACUGAAGCAUGUAAUUCACUUCUUGUCAAAAGAAAAAAAAAAAAAAAAAAAAGAAAAAAAAAAAAACACAAAAGAAGCUUGUAAAUCCCUUCCCAUACAUAUAAUACUAAAUCUUAUAUUAAGAAGUC